AUCCCUUGCGAGUGAGGCUGUGCCCUGGGGAGUCUGGCCACCAUGCCAGCUCCUCUCUUGCUCUUCUCCCUCCUCUUCCUUGCCCCUGUGGGAAUCAGGCCUCAGGAAGCACGGCUGGUGAAGGUUACAGAGGGAGAUAAUGCUCUGUUGCAGUGCCUCAAAGACCCCCCAGAUGAUGGCUCCAAGCAGCUGAACUGGUCUCGGAUGUCCCAGGAAGAAUCCUUCUUGGCAUUGAACCAAGGAUCACCAGGCUUGGGCAUCGAGAAGGGGCCCCAGAUCUCCUGGCUGUUCUUCCUCAAUAUCUCUAGGCAGAUGGGGGGCUUCCACCUGUGCGAGCUGGGGCAUCCUUCAGAGCAGUCUGGCUGGGCAGUCAGCGUGGAGGGCAGCGGGGAGCUGUUCUUGUGGGACGCUUUAGACCCACAUGAUCUAGACUGUGGCUUGGGAAACAGGUCCUCAGAGGGUCCCGGGGCCAUAAACCCCAAGCUGUAUGUGUGGGGCCAAGACCACGCUGAAGACUGGGGCCCUGCAUGUACUCCAAAAAGGGACAGGAGAAACCAAACCCUCAAACAUGAGCUCACCGUGGUCCCUGGCUCCACACUCUGGCUGCCCUGUAAGAUGCCCCCUGACUCUGGCGCCAGAUACCCCAUCUUCUGGACUCAUGUGCGCCCUGAGAAGCCUAACAACACAUUGCUGCACCUAGAACUGUGGGAGAAUCACCCAGACACACAGAAGUGGGUCCUGAGCGUCCUCAAGGGAGGGGCUACUCUGUUAUUGCCCCAGGUUACUGCUCAAAGUGCAGGCAUCUAUCAAUGUCACCUUGGCAACAGGACCAUCAAGAUGCAGCUGGAGGUCACUGCCCAGUCAGUAUGGCAUUGGCUGCUGGAGACUGGUAGCUGGAAAGUCCCUGCUGUGACUUUAAUUUAUCUGAUCUUCUGCCUGGCUUCCCUGCUGUGCUUUCUUCAACUUCGAAGAACCCUGAUUCGGAGGAGGAAAAGAAAGCGCAUGACUGACCCCGCCAGAAGGUUCUUCAAGGUGACGCCUCCCCCGGGAAGCGGGGCCCAGAACCAGUACGGGAACGUGCUGUCCCUUCCCGGGCCCAGCGCCGGCACCGGACGCACCCAGCGCUGGGCUGCGGCCCUGGGGGCAGCCAUGCAGUCCAACGGACACCAGCUCAGCGACGUCCAGGAGGCCGGAGCCGCAGCCUCCCGCAGCCCCCUGGGAGCGGGCCCAGAAGAAGAGGAAGGAGAGGCUUAUGAGGAGCCGGACAGUGAGGAGGGCUCCCAGUUCUACGAGAACGACUCCAACCUUGAACAGGACCAACUCUCCCAGGAUGGCAGCGGCUACGAGAACCCUGAGGAUGGGACCUUGGAUCCUGAGGAUGAUGAUUCCUUCUCCAACGCAGCUGAGUCUUAUGAGAAUGAGGAUGAAGCGCCCACUCAGCCAGUCACCAGGAAAAUAGACUUCCUGAGCCCCUACCGGCAAGGCUGGGACCCCAGCCAGGAGGCAACCUCCCUUGGGUCCCAGUCCUAUGAAGACAUGAGAGGGAUCCUGUAUGCAGCCCCACAGCUUCGCUCCCUUCGGGCCCAGCCUGGUGCCAAUCAUGAGGAAGAUGCAGACUCUUAUGAGAACAUGGAUAACCCAGAUGGGCCAGAACCAGUCUGGGGAGGAGGGAGCAGCAUGGGCACCUGGAGCACAAGGUGAUUCCUUCAGAGCCUGGUCCUCCUCAGACCCCUGAGAUCCACACCUAACUCUGAAAUCUUGGGACCCCAAGUAGACCAUGUCAAUCUCUGAGCAGCAUGACUCAGGAUGCGCAUAUCUCUGCAUGUGUGUGUACGUGUAUGUGUGUGUGCACACUCGUGUGUGUAUAUAAAUGGACCUGUGUGUAUAUAAAUACCCCCUUGGCACUACCCAAAUAAACUCAAUGAGCUCUUCUAAUCCUGUGACAUAGCGGCCUGUGUGUGAGGGGAAGGCAAGAUGAGGAGGGAGAGCUGCAUCCAGGGCACAAAAGACUUUCCCUCCUGGGCCUUGACCUGACC
Messenger RNA from Talpa occidentalis (Iberian mole), 2036 nucleotides. RefSeq names its product CD19 molecule (gene CD19). NCBI's taxonomy places the organism in Eukaryota, Metazoa, Chordata, Mammalia, Eulipotyphla, Talpidae. The record is from RefSeq and is a predicted model, not a curated record. Gene Ontology annotation, cellular component: external side of plasma membrane. Bases 43 to 1701 code for a protein of 552 amino acids. Gene Ontology annotation, biological process: B cell receptor signaling pathway; regulation of B cell activation; B cell proliferation involved in immune response. The transcript is spliced from 15 exons.